Messenger RNA from Cinara cedri, 15920 nucleotides. The record is from the annotation of a GenBank genome assembly. Lineage: Eukaryota; Metazoa; Arthropoda; Insecta; Hemiptera; Aphididae.
CUUUAUGAAUUAUCAUUAUUAUUGUUUCUCUGAUUGUCGUUCGUGUUGUGCGUCGUCUCCAGGAUUUUUCGUCGUGUCGUCCAACGUUACCGCCGUCGGACACCGCUGCCAGUUGCCAGUCACAAUAUUGCCGCACCAGUAAAACCCUGUUCCGUCUGACAGCAGCAGCUGUGCACCUUUCGGAUCGACUGUUAUGCCGCUAACCGCACACAUCAGCCCGUCAUUUUGAACGAUUCUCAGUAAGUGCCUACUCACGGGGGGGGACGGUUAAGACAGUGUUGUCCUAAACCCGUACUGGACAGUCCUUAUUGUCAUCGAUGCCUCGUUGUUACGGUUUUCCCGUCGAUGUUCAAUGUUAGCAUCUACCUCUUUUCGGUCCAUUAUUCACCAAGUAUGUGGGUAGUGUAAGUACUCGAGCGGAAUUCAAAACUAAACACAGACAACCCGAGUGACUUUUUGUCUUCUGGAUACGAAUGAAGAUUCGGAUAUUUGUUGUAAUCACUUGCGCGACUAUUAAUUACCUGGAAUGCUAUGUUGUAUUUGAAUAUUUAAAUUCAAAUUAUAACUUUUUACUUUUAUUUAGAAGAUUCGACAAUUUGCACAUAUGUUUGGUACAAUAAGCAGAAAAGAUAGCGUGCGAAAUAAGUGUUUUAUAAUAUAAACUAGGGCAUGUAUGCUUGAUUGAGGAACUAUCCAGCGACAGCAUUUCGGCAAUGAGUACUUAGUGGUUAUGGUUGCAUACACGAUACAUGAUAGCUACUAUGACCACUUAGGAAGUCUCAAGGCAUAAGUCUUCUAGUUGCAUAAAAUCAAAUAUAACAACCAUAAUAUUUAUAUAUUGUGUUUAAAUACCUACUUGAUAUGUAUCUUUGUGGUUUUUUGGUCUACCUUCAGUCUAGCCUCAAGACUAUACCAUCCAACAAAUGUGUCUCUGCCUUUCCCUUUCGAGUGAUAAUUUUCUUCGGGUUUUACUUUUACCAUGUCUUCUCUUUUUCUGUAUUUCUGUCACUUGAUAUGUACCUACAUAUCUAAACAAAUUAAAUUUCAUUAUUCUUAUUUAUAUAUAGGUGUUAUAAAAGUUAGUAAAAUUAUCUGGAUGUAAACAAAAUAUCUUAAAAAGUUUGCUGGGCAGAACUUAAUAAGAAUUAGAACUAGUUAAGUGUGUUGAUGUCAAUGAUUUUUAUUGCAGAUUAAUAACAAUAGGUAGGUACUUACUUUUUAUACUUUAUAAUCAAGUUGAUAAAUAAUUUUUCAAGUUGAAGAAAUUUCAAGUAUAAAUAAUAUUCACACAUUAAUCUUUUUGGAAGUUGCCUAUUGUAGUUAAUAGUUAUGACUUUUUUUUUGUCUAACCUACUUUACUUCAAAGAAAAACUUAUUUUUCUUACGUUUAUAAAUAAUAAUAUUUUUGUAGGUAUGUUUUUUUUAUUUGUAAACAUGUAUACAACUGUUUUUUUUUUUUUUGUAAUACUUAAUAAAAAAAUAUUAAAAACAAUUAAAAAAAAAAAUAAGUACACAUUGUAGUAAAAUAUACAUACAAUACAUUCUAAGUAUUUCUCAUUUUGUAUUUAUAUAAUUGUUUAGUUCUCGUUAAAAAUAUAUAAUUAUUAAAAAGAAAAAAAAAAAAUGAUUUCUUACAAAUUAUGGAAAUAUUCCAAUUAUUUAUACUUAAUUGAUAUUUGAUGUAAAUUAAAAACUUUGAGUUUGAUGAAAUUGGUUGAACCAAGAUUUAUAUUAGGUACCUAUAGUCUACAUUUACAAAAUUGAUUUAAUCAGUUUAAAUGCUAUCAAAACAUUUUUUUUAAAGAAGUACCUAUGUAAAAUAAAAUAAAUGUUAUUAAAUUAGCUAAAUUACAUGGGUACCUACUUGAGGAUAACUUACCAUUAAUUCAAUUCAUAACCUUAUAUCCUAUAAGCCAUUGGAUCGCGACCCAUAAAUGGGUUCGCGUAAGCUUAAAAAUUGAGUCGCGAUAAGUUUUCUUUUUUAAAAAAAAAUUAAGUUUAUACAAUUAUAUAAGGUAUACAAAUAAUUGUUUAAUUAUUAAAUUUAGAAAAUUAAUAAAUGAAAAUACAGUUUGAAAAUUAUUGUAGUAUAUUAUGUAUAAACAAUAUUAUAUAAUUUAUAUUCAAAAAUAUAAUAGUAUAAUGGAUUUUAAAUCGCAGUAUAUGUUUCAUAUACUGGUAUGAUUCUAAGUGGUAUGACAUUAAAUAUAAUAAUUUAUGAGUAAACUUGGCUAAUAAUAAAAUAAAUAUAUUAUAUUAUUAUCGUUAAAGGUAUACAUUAAAUCAGUGGUCUUCAACCGGUGGGUUGCGACCCAUAAAUGGGUUCGCGUAGGCUUAAAAAUUGGGUCGCGAUAAGUUUUCUUUUUAAAAUAAAAAUUAAGUUUAUACAAUUAUAUAAGGUAUACAAAUAAUUGUUUAAUUAUUAAACUUAUAAAAUUAAUAAAUGAAAAUACAGUUUGAAAAUUAUUGUAAUAUAUUAUGUAUAAACAAUAUUAUAUAAUUUAUAUUCAAAAAUAUAAUAGUAUAAUAGAUUUCAAAUUGCAGUAUAUUUUUCAUAUACUAGUAUGAUUCUACGUAGUAUGACAUUAAAUAUAAAUAUUUAUGAGUAAACCAGGCUAAUAAUAAAAUAACUAUUAUCGUUAAAGAGUCCAAUAAUCUACGAACAUUGUCAAUGUUGUCGCUGUGUUUAAAGACGAAUAAAUGUUAGUUGCGAUAUUAUUCUAGUCAUAUUUACGUAUCUGUUUUAAAAGUUUUUUGAAAUUUGUAUUUAUUUAGUUAUAACAGUAUUACUACAAAGUAUUAAAUAAUUUUAGAUUUUUUUUCUUUUGUUUUUCUACAAUCUUUUUUCUUUUUGUGUACCUUAUGUGGGUUUGCGAAUAAUGUACGCCUAAAAAAAAUAGGUCAUGAGUCCAAAAAGGUUAAAGACCACUGCUAUAAGCUAUAGCUACUUUUAUAUUAUAUACCUAGCAACAUUUUUUUUAUGGUACAAGACGUUUAUUUUAAAACUAAAUCAAAUCUCGUGUAUCUAAGUAUAUUGUGUUACCAAGUUUUUUUUCAAUAUCCGAUAAUUUUGUCAAUUAUUGAUAUUUAUUUAAUAAUUAUUUUUCUAUUAAAUAGAAAAACUUGUUCAUUGAACAGUAUUAUGAUUACCAAAAACAAACAUGUUGUUGUAUGCUUUUUAUAAAUAAAAUUGUAAACAUGACUAAAUAAUGCAAUAUGUAGGAAAUAAUAAAUAAAUUAAAAUUUUAAGUAAAAUGGUACAAAGACUACAAAACUAGGUAUAUUGACUAAUUAAAAUAUAAAUACAUAUACUGCUAAGCUGUAUGUCUUUAGCAUUAAAACAUUGACAAAUAAUUGUCUUAUUUUAAUAAUCCUUAUAUACCUAGGUACCAAACAAAUACCAUUAUUUGUAUUAUCUGAUAAGAUUAAGUUAGGUGCUCUCAACAACAACAACAAAAACAAAAUUAUUAGUAAAUUGAUUUGAUAGGUAUCUAAGUUUCUUAAAUUUUCAUAAUUAAUUACAUGAUUUUAUAAUAUUCUUGUACUUUCUUUUUCAGUUAAAUAAUUAUAAUGGACAAACGUCAGAGGAACAACUAUUCACCAAGUACACAUGAAAAAACCAGCCCUGAAAAGAAAAAUGAAAAAUUAAUAUUUCCCAACAUUGAUUAUGGAAAACUUUUAUUAAAACAUGAAUCAAAUUCAAUGAACACUGGUAAACCAGCUGUACUGACCGACCAAGAUAUCAAUAAUUAUAUAAUGAAUUGUGUUUCAAAUUUAAAAAUUAACGAACAAAAAUCUCCAACGCAUUCCAAAAUGUUUUCAUAUAACAAAUCAAUGGAUUUGUGUAACAGUACUGAUAGUAGAUUACAAAGUAAUAAUUCUAUCGAUAGUAUGAACGGUUAUAGACAUACGUCACAUUCCACUCAAUCCAGCAUGGAUCUAGGUAAAUAUCCUAGAAGUGACAUGGUAUUAAAACCUUCAUUAUCAAGUCCGCCGCCCUAUAGUACUUCAACAGUCAAUCGAGAUUCGCCAAGUCCGCGUGCUAGUAUUGCGUCCAGUAUUGGUCAUGAAAUGAAAUCGUCUCCAUUAUAUGAAAAUGUCGACUUUUAUGGUGGCCGUUCGUUAUCUCAAACACCUACAUAUUACCACCAAAGACCUAGACCGGGUUCACAUUCCAGUGGCGGAUCUCAAGACUCUAGACAUUCCAGUCCCCGAACCAGUAUAGUUUCGAGUGAAGGUUCAUUGGCACUUUAUGAAUCCAAUUACCGUAAGGCCCAACCUCAAGUUCCAAUUAACUAUCCCAAAUACAUUCCGCCUAUGGGAAAAGAAGUCCCACCUUACGAAGCACCUCCUGUUUAUGAAACUUUAUCAGAAACUAAUAAAAACUCAAAUUGCUAUGAACCAGCUAAACCCGGGCCACAAGUACCAUCACAGUCUAUUGACUACAGUAGCCGAUACCCUCCUCAACAUGCUAUGCCAUACAUAAAACCUAUACCUAUGAUAGUUCCACAAGCGAUCAAAGCAUUGUCAGAUUAUUCAACUGAAACAAACCCUCAUAAUAUGCGAUCAUAUAAUUCUGCUAAUAAUGUGAGUUAUUCUCAAGAUCCAGUAACAGAAGUCAACAGACCAACAAAGUCAACUAGUGUAUCAUCGCAAAUGUGCGUUGUAGGGCAGCCGGCACUCGCUGAAUCUAGAUCUCAAAAACCACAAAAUACUAUGCCUAAAAUGUUUCAAACUGUAUCGGCAUGUCAACGAGAAUCACCAGUACAUCAUAGAGAUGUAUCGACAAGGACAUCACCAACACCACCUGCAUUACCUAUCAAGGUCAAACACAUGGCCAAAAAUCUUCUACCUUACAAUGUCACUCCGCCACGUCCAAUGGUAUUUUAUUAAUGUUAUAAUAGUACAAUAUUCUUCACAUCAAUAUAAUAUUUUUAAACUAUUUUUUCCAUAUAUGAUAGGAUUAUAUUAAUAUUUAUGUAACCCAUACUGUUAUGUAAUAUUAGAUUUAAUUUCAAUUUAUUGAUGCUUAUUAUAUUGUUCUAAUAUUAAUUGAUAUUUUAGGGACCCACUGAGGCAGAAAAAAAAAUCGAAGAAUUGACCCGUCAGCUUGAAGAACAGAUGGAAACUCAAGAAGUUGCUGUGGGUGGAGAAUAUUUCGGUGUGUAUAUUUAUUGUUUUGUAUUUGUUUUUAUAAAAUAUAGAUUUAUAGAUAAAUAUAGAUAUAUAUAUUGUAUUGUUUGUACUUAUACAAUAAAAAUUGUUUUAUUUAGGUAUAUGUCAUACUUGUGGUAACAAAGUUACUGGUGCUGGUCAGGCUUGUCAAGCUAUGGGUAAUUUAUACCAUACCAAUUGUUUUAUAUGUUGUGCUUGUGGUCGUGCACUUCGUGGUAAAGCGUUUUAUAAUGUAUAUGGAAGAGUGUAUUGUGAAGAAGAUUACAUGGUAUUAACUAUUUAAAUUUUAUAAAUAUUUUUAUCAAUCAUAAACAUUUUUUGUUUAUUUAAUUUUCUGAUUUAAAUUGUAUAUAAUUUACAACAAACAUUUUUAUUAUUUUUAACUUUUAGUUCUCAUUUUUAUAUAUAAUAAUUCAAUUUACUAAAUUUUAUUUGAUGAAUUUCAAGUUCUUAAAUAUUGAACUCAUAAUAUUAAAACAUGCUCAAUUAUAGUUAUAGAUUUUGAGCGCAGUUUUAUAAUGUUUUAUUUAUGUGUGCAUUUUAUUUUUUACUUUUUUGUCUGUUACUGUCUUAACCAAAAAUGUAUGUGCAUGUAUAAAUUAAAUAACAAUGUAUCCUAACUUUCCAUCUACAACAAUGCUACACCCAUCAAUAAUAUCAAAUCUUUUAAAAUUAUGAUUACUAUUAAAAAUAGAUUUCAGUCAUUUGUUGGUUGAAUUAGAAAGUUUAUUACAAGUAAUAUGUGUCAAAAUGUAUCAAGUGUACCCCUUUUUAUCCUUCCAAGGGUUUUCAUAUUGAUUGGGAAAAGACACAGGAACAAAUAUGUAUGGCCUAAAGAUUUUAUGAUUUUGUAUUUUUGUAAACUUAUGUUAUCUACGAGACUUAUUGCUCCAAUAGAAAAUUAACAAAAUACAUUUCUUUGAAGGUUAUUCAAUAAUUGAUCAAAAUCGUAGAAAGAAUGAAUAAAUUUAGGAAAAUAACGAUUUUAAAUUCUGAACUGAGAGAGAAAUGUAUUGUAUAAAACAAUAGUGAUUUGUAUUAUUUUCUUUUUAUGUGAACACUUUUUCUACCAAUAGCCCUCUCCAAAUUUCAAGUAUAACAUUUUUUCUAAAAGAAAAUAUUGUUUAAAAUAUGCAUUAAGACUUUAUUUAAAAAAAAAAAUAUCUAAAUUAAUAAUUAAAAAACUGUCCUAGGGUAAUGGGCCGGGUGUAACCACUGUUAUAGGUGGGAAAUUAGGAAGAUAGGAUACAGAAAAGAAUUUAAUGCAUAUCUGAAGGAAUGAUGAAUCAUUGCUAAAAAAAAAACUAUUCUCAGAGAAGUUCUAUUAAUAGUGAUGCAUGUUCAAUAAUAUAUAUGUCAUAUGGUAAAAUAAUUAAAUAUAUAUUAUUUUUUUUUUUUAAUAAAAUGUAAUUAUCCCAAAAUCAUAUUUUGGAGUUUUUCGACAAUUGUAAAUUAGGUUCAUAGGACAUAGUAAACAUGUACAUAUUUUAUACAUAAUAUUGUCAACAUUUUCAUACGGAUUUAAAUUAAAUUAAAUUUAGAAGUACCCAUUUAAUAUAUAUAAUUUAUCUGGUUUAUUGUAUAAUUUGAUAAUUAACUUCAUUAUAAUUAUAUUGGAUAACAUUAUUUAAAUAUUGAUUAUAAUAUCAUAUUUUAAUACAUUUUAUUUAUAGAUAUCAUAUAAAACUGGUCUAAUAAUUCUUUAUGAAUAAUGAUAUUUAAAUGUUAAUGUAUUUAUUAAUUUGUAUUUAUUUGAUUUUUUUUAGUAUAUUGGAUUUCAACAGACAGCUGAGAAAUGUUCAAUAUGUGGUCAUUUGAUAAUGGAAAUGAUUUUACAAGCCAUGGGGAAAUCAUUCCACCCAGGUUGUUUUCGAUGUUGUGUCUGUAAUGGUUGUUUGGAUGGUAUACCAUUUACUGUAGAUAUUGAUAACAAAAUAUAUUGUGUCACUGAUUAUCACAGGUUAGUAGAAUAUUUGAAUAAUCAAUUUUAUUUUUAAUAAUAUUUGUUGCAAAUUAGGGUGUUUACUUAAAAAUAUCUUACCAGUACAAAUGUAUUCUUAUGGAAACCAUUAGUAUAAAAUAAUAAUAAUGUAUUCAAAUUUAAUUUUCCACAGUUUUUUUAUGGUUAUUUUCGUCUGGAAAAUAGUGCUUAAAGUCAAGAUCUUUUAAAUUACUGGUUCAUAAAAAAAAUUACCUUGGAUAAAUUAAUGUUCUCUAUAUGCCAUUACAUAUGCUGGGGGAUUAUGUCUUGGUUAUUUACUAUGUAAUUCAUUUUGCAUUAAUUAUUUGUUUAUAUAAAAAAAUGCAUACUAUGUAUUAUUGUCACUUCUAAAAUGAAUUUAAAAAUAUUGUACUGAAAAUAAUAACCAUUUUAUUGUAGUUAUUUUAAUAAUUCUGUUACACUCUAAAUCACUGGAUAAAAACCAAAUGUUAAUUUUUAAAGAAAUUGACAAUUGACUUUGAUAUAGAAUCUUUUACAUUUUUAAAUAUACAUAUUUGGGAUUUUAUAUUUUGUAAAUUGUAAAAGAUUCCUUUUCUGUUAAAUUAGUAGUGAUUACUAUUAUCAAUUUAAUAAAUUAAAAUAAUUAAUAUUUUUUUUUCUAUUUAAUUACAGAAAAUAUGCUCCUAAAUGUGCAGCUUGUGGCAAAGGAAUUACUCCUGUCGAAGUAUUCAUUAAAAUAACUACUUUUUGCUGGCAUAAUUAAAUUUAACUUUUGUUUCAGGGUACUCAAGAAACUGUAAGAGUUGUAUCAAUGGAUAAAGAUUUUCAUGUUGAUUGCUUUAUCUGUGAGGUAAAUAUUUUUUAUAAAAUUAAAAAAAAAAUAAGUGUAUUCUGAGUACUUAUUAAGUGGUUAUUUUUUGGAAAUUGGUUUUACUGUUGUAAUGGUAGUUUCACCAACAAGUCUCAGCACCAUUUAGUGGUUUUCUUAGCUAGGCAUAAUACUGGAGUGUGGAAUACAAUGUGUGUGUAAUAAUUUAGUUAAGUCCCAACAAUAGGGGGCCUUAAAAAUAUUUUUUCAUGUAUAACUAAUAUUGUUCUUACAAUUUAACUCUUAAUAUCAGUUAUUACAUACAACUCAAACUCUUGUUCAUUUAGUAUUUCCAUAACCACCUAAGGAACUUAGGUGUACUCAAGCCAAGUGCAUUUAUAUUAUUCUACUUAAUAUUAAAAAAUAAUAAUUUGUCUUAAUUAUAGUCUUGCAUAAUAUGUGUAUACUAAUUUAAAAUUAUUUAUUAUAAAAUAUAAAAUAAAACUUUUUACAUAUUUAAAAGGCCAAUAAAAAAUAAAAAUAAAAUUUAGUAUAAGUAAGAGUUUUAGAUUAUAUACUUGAGCUAUAGAUCACAAAUGAAAAAAUUCAAUUGUAAUAUUAACUUGAUCUUGGUAUUUAUGAAAAUACAUUUAAAGUUUUAAUAUUAUUUUAAUUCUAGGGGUUGGUCAUAGUCAAAUUUUUUUUAGAUAGCCUAUACUUUUAUGCUUAUAAAAUAUUUAAAUAACCUAUUUAUUUUGUCCAUAUUAUUAUAAUAUUAGUAAAAUGGUAGGUAGAUUGAUAUUGCUUAAAACCUUUAAAAAUAAGUUGAACUUCAGUAUAAUGUUGUUCUAAAGAGAUCUAUAUUACUUAAACAUUUGAUAUUUUUCAGGAGUGUGGAAUGCAAUUGACAGAUGAGCCAGAUAAAAGAUGUUAUCCAUUAGACUCCCAUUUGUUAUGCCGGUCAUGUCAUAUUUCUCAUUUGCAUGAUAAUGCACCAGAAUUGGAGGUAAAAUUAAUUUAUAUAUCAAUAAAUUAUUUUAAAAACUUAUUAAAAUAUAUAUGUAUAUUUUUUUUUUUUUAGAGUGUUUCUGCUACAUAUGAAUAUUUAGAUUGAAUAGUUUUAUAAAGGUAUUAUUUGAACAUUUAUUAUAAUAUAUAUAAUUUAAGGCUGGUUAUUUCAUCAAUUUUGUAUACAUUUAAAAUUAUCAUUAGGAUAGUUUCAUUAUCGUUAAUAUUAUUAGUAUUUUUAAUUUAUAGUUCCAUUUAAAAUAUAUUAAGUUUAUUGAUUAUUGUUAUGUAUUAAAAAAUUAUAUUAUUAUACUAAUAUUAUGAAUAUUAACUGUAUAAUAAUAGUAUUAUAGUAGUAAUAUGGAAAUAUAAGUAUUUAUGGUAAUAUGGAAUUGUAGAUAAAUGUCAAUGUAAAUAUCUGGGCAAUGCAAAUUAUUAACAAAUGUACUCUUAUUAUAUUUAUAAUAAGAAAUUAUCACUAGAUGUGAUUAUAAUAUGAAGUAUAUGAUACUUUAUCUAGUAAUAUAAUUAGGAAAUGGAUAUACUUUUACAUGCACAUUAAAACCAUUAAAAUACAUGCUUUUAAAAAUAAUAUUAUACUUCUUUUUUUCAUUUUAUAAUAAAACAUUAUCUUUGCAUAAGUUUCAAACAAAUUUUUUAUUAUUAUUAACCUAAUAAGUGAUAUGAUUAAAAAGAUAACUAGAUAUAUGAUAAUUGUAUGAAAUAUUUUAUGAAAUGCCAUUUAUUUUUACUAAUAAAUGAACCCUGUCUUUUUUUACUUUUAAAAUUAUCAAUAGUUGUUACAGCAAUCAUUUAGUCAAUCUUUAUCAGAAUUAUUUUCAUGAUAAUUAUUGGAUAUUUCUUACAAUUAACAAAAUGUAAAAAAUUUGUUACUAAUACUUCAGUUUUAUAAAAUAUUAACAAGGCUGGUUCACUUUUAACAUCCAUGAAGUUGGCUACCUCACUUAAAGUUAUGGACAUCAAACCAACAUUCCACAUUACAGAUAAACAUUUUUUAAAAUUGUAGUUGCAAAUUGUUGCAAAAUAUUUUUGUUUGUAGUCUAUAGCUGUAAAGGUGUGCCAACUGAAUGAUAAUCCAUUUAUUGUUAUUGAAUAAUUUAAUUUGAUGUUAAGGUAAAUUGUAACUGUAUUACAUUAUUGUAUUCAAAAAUCUUUAAUACAUGGAUAUAAUAUAACUUCACAAUAUUUUGGUGAUAUCAAUUACUGUAUCCAAAAAUUCACUUGAUUUUAUUUCACUAUUGUUUAUCCAAACCUCAUACCAUAAUUUAAUUUAUCCCUUUAAUUUAGUUUCAAUUGUCUUUGACCAGUGAUCUUUAGAUAGAAGAUCCCUAAAUUUGUCCAUUAAAUUUUUUAUUUUAUUGACAAUAAUACAUUUACCCAAAAGUGCUCUGUCAAGACAAUAAGUAAAAACAAAUCCAAAUCGAAAAUUCAAAUUAUUUCAUCACUGUCUAUUAAAUUAUUGAUAAAUGGGAUGAAUAUUGUGCUUCAAUAAUAAUUAACUGGAUCAUUAAUAUUUGGAUUUCAUAUCUUUGACAUUUUAAUACAUAGUGGAGGCAGGUAUACAGAGAUCUUUUACUUUUCAAAAGUGUUUCUACACACAUCAAAUAUUUCAAAAAAUAAAUCAUUAUUCUUAUUGGUUGCAGAAAGUUAGUCUUUUUUUUUUUUUAAUUGUCAUAAGCCACUAAUUGAUGAAGUUAUAGUAAAUAUAAUUGAAAUGACAUACAAAGUUACUAUAAAUUAUUUGCAGCAUGUUAAUGAUUUUGAAAGAUUUUAGUGAGAUUUUGUAGAUGCCACUAUUAAACCAUUCAGAGAUACUAUCUAAGGCUCUAUAAUUUUAAUUUUAGAUGUAGAAAACCGAAAAAUUCAAUCAUGUUUUUCAACCCAUCCAGUUUGACUCAGUGAAUGUAAAGAUUGUUCCAAACAUUUAUUUAAUACAAACUUUCCUUUAACAGAUGAAUUAAAAAUGCUACAACUUCAGAAAUUGUUCCAAAUGCAUUACUUUAUAACAACCUUUAAGAAUUAUGAAGCAUAUGAUUAAAACAUCCACAUUGUGUUGUAAAAGUCUUUAUAAAGUUUCAACUGCACCUCGUUCUAAACCAGUUAUAAUAGCACAAUUAUUAGUAGAUAUACAAACAUAAUCUAAAUUUAAUGAAAACUUGUAAAUUAUAAUUUAAAACUGUUUGGCCAAUCAUUUCGGUUAUUUUGGAUUCUUCUGUAUUAAGAUAAACAUUUUUUUGUUUUCACAAACACUGUUGUCUUUGACAUAACUUAUGACAAUAACAAGUUAAGAAGUAUGACUCAUGUCUGUUAUUUCAUUAAACAUAAUACUGUAAAAUGGCCUUCUUUUCACAUCUUCUAAAAUUGUUUGAAGUAUUGAGUCACCUAAAAUUGAAAUUGAUUGGUUUUGAGUAGUUUUGUUAAUUUUUGUUGUAGGCAUUUCUAUAUUUUCAAUAUGAGAUUUAAGUGCCAAGUUACCAUUCAAUAUAAAAUGUAAUUAAUUCCCUUAAAUUGCCUUCAUUUUCCAUUAAUUAAUUUGAAUUAUUAAAAAUGGAACUAUCAUCUCAAUGAUCUUGGAGAGGUAUCUUGUUUUCUUAAAAAAAUAAGUGUCCUUAUAAUGGGUUUUAACCUUUUGUGGUUUUGUUUAACUAUUCUUUGACUGAUUAAUUACAUCUCUAAUUGGAUCAUUGGACAUUUUUAUGAAAAUGUUAACCAUUUCGAAUAGCUUUAAUAUGUUACUGAUUUUUUUCCACAAUUCUCUAAAUAACUUUGUCUCAAAUAAUUUGUCAAAUUUUACUAACAUUAAAUUUAUUAAUCACAAAGUCAUAUACUAUUUCAUUUGAAUAUUUUAAACUAACCAUGUAUAUCCACAUUGUUAUUUUACUUGCUAGUUGAUAAAGAUUGUACAUUCAAAUUCAUACAAAUAUUAUAGUAUACAAAUUAUAUAUAUACUAUUAUUAUAUUAUACUAUAUAAUAUACAUAAUAUAGACAAUAUAGUAUUAUUAAUACAGUUUUAUUAAAAUGAACUUAAAAUGUAUCUUUUCAGAAUUAGAAUCAGAACUGUAAUUGGUGUCAACACAUCUACAAAUGUAUCUGCUGUUUCAACAACGACUUCCUUUAAUUUAUCUUCAUAAAUAUUUAUCAUCUACAAUGAACAUUUUCAAUAGGUUAGGUAAGGUUAGGUUAAGAGUUAUGUUUAAUGCUUAAAUCAUUCACAGUGAAUAUUUGUCCUUAUAUUUUUUUUAUUAAAGUAAGUUUACAAUGUGUUUAAUUUUCUUUUAUUAGAUUCUUAUUCUUAUUCCUAUUCUUUACAUUGGAAACUAUUUUCUACACUCCUUUUGUGGUUUCAUUUUCAAAAGUUAAGUUCAUAGUAUCAUCUUUGUCAAUGUACAAUUCAACUUGAUUUUGAGAUUAAAUUUUAUCUGCAAUUGACAUUAUGUUACAAAUAAUAUUAAUAAUUUCAUGAAUAAUCAAUGAUUUAAAUCUAUAUCGGAUUAUGCAUUUAGUUCUUCUUGUGCUACUAUUUUCUUUGGAUACCAUUUUUUAAGCUUGUUAAGAUAUUCAUGUUCAUAAAUUGGUUCAUUUUUUUUGUUGGUCUAUAUGUCUGCUUUUUACUGUAUGUUGUAAAUACUUCUUAUAAUAAACAAAAUUUAGUUAAUUAGUUUCUUAUACUUUCUUCAGUUUUGUAAAAUGUUAUAAUACUGAUUCACUUUUUUAUAAUGUACAUUUAUUUUUAGUUUUGUCUGUCUGUAAGUAACCAGAAAUCUUGGGCCACUCAAAAAAUAACCUGAGGCUUUUUUGGAUGAGUUUUGCUGGGAAUUUCUAGCUGGUAUAUGUAGUUUUUAAUUUCCCAAUAAGUUUUCAUAUGGAUUGGCAAAAAGGUAAAAAAAAAAUUGAAAAAUGUAGGAGUUAUUAUUUUAAAUUUUAUCCAUUUUAUUUACUAUCAAAAAUUUUAUGAGAAACUUAAGAAAUAAUAAUGUGCCAAUAAUAAGAUUAUAUUUUUUUUAGUUCAUAUAAUUUUUUUUUUUUCAAAUCAUGUUAUAUAAGUAAACUUGUUAAUUUUUUUAGAUCAAAUUCUAUAUUAUUAUUUUAUUCUAGAUGUUAUUGGGCCUCAUUACAAACUGUUUUUUCUACCAGUCUAGCAGUUAAUAUAGCAUCAAAGUUAUCCUAAAAUAAUUUCUACUUUUGUUAUCUUUGGGAUUGGGUUCUAUGAUUUUCUGUCUUUGUCUUGCACAUGUGCAACAUAGGAUUUGAGAUGUGUUCUAUUUCUAAAAACAUAUUUGAAAUUCCUGUUAUCUAUUUCCAAUUACCUUUCCCACAUUUUUGAUUUUGUACUAUUAUAAAUACUAAAAAAAAAAAGGAGUAAUUAAAUCAAUAUUAAUAUUUUAAUUUUUGGAGAAAUUAAAAUAAAAAAAAUAAAAAAUUGAGUAUGUCAAUUUUAAGUAUACUUUACAACACAUUCAAACUUGUUUUCAUUAUUUUUGUCCCUUUAAUAGACCAAUUGGUACAUUGGAAAUAAAAUGUUUACAUUACUAUGUUGUAAGUGUAUAAGUAUCCCUCACAUUGUGCCUUAAAUUGAGCCAGAGAAUUACAAUCAUGGAAUUAUGGAUUUCCUUCAUUGCUAUAUUGCACUGGUGAUAGACAGAAAAAAAAAUUGAGUUUUUGUAUACUAUUAAGUAUUAAUAUUAUAUUACUAUAUUAAUUUUUACCAGUUCACUAUGUUUUUUAACCCUUAACUUGUCAAGCCUCAAGAAAAUAAAGUGAAAAUUACAAAGUAGAUAUUUUUAAACUAACUUGAGGUUGUUGAAACCAAAAAAGUUAUCAAAAACAAUAUUGGACUUGAAAGUUUAAAGUUAGGAAUUGUUCCUUAAAAGAUACAUUGCUACAAACCAUUUACAAAAUUACAAGAAGUAAAAUUAUUUACAAUUGUUUACAAAUUAAACAAUUUUUUUUUAUUAGUUCCCUAGCUUAUUUAUCAGAUAGAUAAAUAACACAUAACACUUCUGUGUUUAUGGAUUAAAUGUUUUAUUAGACAGUCUAAAAAUAUAAAACAUUUUUCUUUAUUAAAAAACCAAUUUAUAAAUUAUAUAAUGAACAAAAUUAGUACUGCAAUUUUCUCAUUGCUUAAUAACAAAAUAAAAUGUAUAACUAUAUAAUUAUUCAAUUCUUAACAAUAUUUAUUGUUAAUUUAAAAAAAUGUAUAAAUUAAUUUGUAAAAAUCAUCAAAUAGCUAAGAAUUAUUAUAGAAACAUGUUUAAUUUUUUUGUAUGAAAAUCAUUAAAGCUGUUUCUUUUUUUUUUAGUGUAUAUAGUACAUGUAUUACAUUUCAUACAAAUUUAGGUGGUUUUUAAAAUAAUUGCCUAUGAUGUUCUUUCAAGGAAGUGGUCAUAUUUAUUACAUUUUAUAUCAUCAAUAGACCUUGGUAUAACUGUUCUUAUAAUUUUUUACCUACUUUUGAAUGUCUACUUCUUUGAUUUAAUUUACUUUUUGUUGUUUGAAUGGAUGACAAUCUUGUUGAUAACAUAACCUAGCAUUACUGGUACCCUUAUCAAACAUUUGUAAAAGCACUGUCAUGUACCAUUUGUGUGUCUUAAGUUCUGUUUUGUACAAUGUCACCAGUAUGCCAGUCAAGUCCACAACUAUAUGAGAAUUAUACUGUUUCACUAUUUUAGGUACUGGAACAUCUGCAUAACAUUUUGAAAAUUUUGAAUACUGUUUUACUGUCUUUAUGGGAUGUAAGAACACAAAAGAAUAAACAAACUAAUUUAUUAUCUAGCCAUUUAGGAGCUAAGGCUUUUUUUUUUUUAUCACAUUUAUAGGAAUAACUGCCUUUUCCUUUUUUUAAAAAAAGUUAUUUCUCUUUUAACAUAGGACAAUUAUGAAGUCUAUUUUCUUAAACAGUACCAAAAUAUAGAAUUCUGUAGUUUUCUUUUAAAUGAUAAUUCAACUCAGAGUGGUGAAAAAUUAUCAAAAAAAUUUUACACUAAAAUUUUUAAUAGGUGUAGUGUUUGGGAAUACAAGUAUUUCCUUUGAGCCAAGUCCAAAAUAUUUGUUUUUAUAAUCACAGAAAGUAAAUUUAUCAAAUGUAAUUUCAUCACUGUAGGGCAAAAAAUCAUAUACCAUACCAUUGAUUCCCCACCUCGCAAAUAAUUUGAACUAUGCUUAUGAUAUUUUCUUCAUCAGAACUUUUACCACUAUCUUCUAGUGUAGUUAUUGCCAAUAUUUUAAGAGAUCUACAAAGUCAUCAUUUAUCCAUAAAAAUAAGUUUAAUUUUAGCAAUUAUGGAUAUUAACAAAAUAGAGUCUUCUAGCAACAUAUCUUUUUGGAUACAUAUGAAAUGUAAAUAUAAAUAGAGCCUUCUAAUUAUUAUCUUUUUGAAUAAAUAUUUUUAAAAUACAUAUAAAAUGAAAAAACUCAAUAAAUAUAAUUAAAAUAUUAGCAUAAUUAUAUUGAGAUGUACCUGAUUCAAUUUUAUGUAAGUCUUAAUAUUUUGGUUAGGUAUUUUAUGGCAAUAUCAAAAACACAUCACCACGUGAUUAUAAUAUUGUUUAUUAGUGUGUACAAUACACAAAUGCUAAAAUAUUUAAUUCUAGUAUUUAUAGAACAUAGUGUAUCCAAAAGAUACAGUACUAAGUUAAGGGUUUAUUAUAUUAAAUCAUUUAGUGGCGUAGUUAAUUUUGUUGUAAAAUUAACAUAUUUUGAAAUUCACUUUUAAAUUAAAAUACAUUUCUUAGAUAUUCAGCUUUAAUUUUUUUUUUUUUUUAGAUAGAAAUAAUUAUUUAGUUUAAGUUUAUUAAUAUAUAAAUAUAUUUUAUUUUAGUGAACCCAUAAACCUUAAAUCAUAAAGUAAUAUUAUAAUAUUUAUAUUAAAUAAAAUGUUAUAUUUUAUACUUAUAUAAUCAUCUAUUUAUAUACUGUAGUUUUAAUUACUAUUGCUAUGCCUGUUUAUUACAAUUUAAGUAUACUUC